UGACUUUCCAGCCUACACAAUCGAAUUUGACGACAAUUAAGAGCACCCACAACGACUCCAAAUUCAUUUAGCAUUCUUACAUCUACUAGUCUUGCCAUUCCUUUCAUCUCUGCAUUAUGAAGGUUCUUUUGUUUGUCUCUGCACUUGUUGCACUCAUCAUACCUGCGCUAGCUGGAACUGUUCCUCUCGAAUCCAAACAGUCCAUCGUAGGAUUGUGGGGAAAAUCAACCGAUAUUUCCGUUCUAUAUUGCUACAUGGAUGCUACUUGCAUGCAAAUGCGAGAGCAUUGGCAAUCCUGUCAAGUAGAUCUUUUCAAAGACGUCAAUGCACCCAUCGGCAAUCCCAUCGCUCGCAACGAACUGGUAGCAAGCUGUCUUUGCAACGCCGGUAUGCCUGACUUGACAUCCGAGUGUCUGGCCUGUAUCAGUCUUGCUAGCCAAAAUUUCGUGGUCCAAGAAACUUUGCACACGCUUGCUCAAGAUGUGUGUGAUAAGAAGAUUACUCUUGGUCAAUAUGAAAAUCAUGCCUCGCAAUUUGGUAGCGCGGUGAAGUUUCCUCUUAUCUUGCCAUCGCUUUGGCUUAAUGGUACGAAGGUUACAUCUCCGGAUCAAAUUGUUGUGGAGAAGUGAAAUCUUCAGUCGUGUUCAAUUCGAUAGCUUCCUGGUGGAGAUCGAUUUCAGCAUGCGGAAAAAAUGGGCGCACUCAUGAAGUGCAGGUCUACUAUGACGAAAUCAUUUUAUUGGUCCUUUCUUGAAUUUGCGAUAGUGGUCAAGAGAUUCGGCGGCGUUGCUUUCCAGGGAAAGCCCACUCUUCAGAUUUAAGGAU
Molecule: messenger RNA, 825 nt
Organism: Botrytis sinoallii
Lineage: Eukaryota; Fungi; Ascomycota; Leotiomycetes; Helotiales; Sclerotiniaceae
Exons: 3
Coding region: 117-629 (170 amino acids)
Source: RefSeq, a predicted model, not a curated record